AUGCGCGUGAUCAAGGCGCGGGCCGCCCUGUUAUCCGACUACGAGGUUCUACAGCUCCUUAAAGAUUCUGAGGCUGAGCAAAAAGAAGAUGCUCGUAUCCGCAAAGAAAGUGGCGCAGACUUAGCUGAGGACGAUAAUGAAGUCCCUACAAACCUACGGACCAUUCAGUUUGAGACCAUUACCUCGCUAUCGCAAGGAUUCAGACCGUGCUCUAUUCAGAACGCACAACACAUUCAUUCAUUCAAGCAAAUGCUCUACGAUCGGGGUUAUGUUGUCCCAGAUGCUAACAUCCUGGAAGGCGCUGUCGGCCUCACCAAAGCCGAGCGGCUACAGCUUGUGAACCAUGCGCCUGCCAGCGUUGUUGAGCUUCAUACUCUUAUCGAGGAACUCGGUCAGCGCAUGAGCGAUGAGCAAAUUGAUGAUAUCCUACACUGCGUCUCUUCCUGCUUGCCGAUACCCACCGAAGGGGCAAGCGCAGCCCCUGUGAUGGAAACGUCUUAUGCUCCUAUGAGCGAAGAUGCGGUCGAUAGACCUGACAUGGGAAUGGAGGAAUUCCAUGCUGCCGAGGAGGAAGAUGCGUUCCCCGAGGAACACUUUGAGCACGAAACAGCGGGUGCUGGAAUGGACCAGGACGAUGACGAGUAA
This is a messenger RNA of Malassezia sympodialis ATCC 42132, 645 nucleotides long. RefSeq names its product DNA-directed RNA polymerase III subunit RPC17 (gene RPC17). The record is from RefSeq and is a predicted model, not a curated record. Gene Ontology annotation, cellular component: RNA polymerase III complex. Gene Ontology annotation, molecular function: nucleotide binding. NCBI's taxonomy places the organism in Eukaryota, Fungi, Basidiomycota, Malasseziomycetes, Malasseziales, Malasseziaceae. Gene Ontology annotation, biological process: transcription initiation at RNA polymerase III promoter.